CAUUACGUGACGUCAGGCCGCAACGCCUCGUUUUAACUCUCGUGAGAUUCUUAGUCUAACACAGUUUUCCGCAGUUUCUGAUUUGCGAUAUAAAAUAUUGAGUAACAAAGGCGCGAGUCAAUAAUUCAUACAGCUAAAUUAUUUCAUCUCACUGUCAUGUUCGUAAGGAUCCUUAUGGUUUACAUGUGUAUACAUGGAGUGUCUCCGAAGGUCGAGGAAGUUGAGGGUGUUAUUGGAGCCUCUGUUGUCCUACCAUGUUCUGGACGCGAAGAUCAGCCGUCACUUGAAUCCAUUGAAGUAUACUGGCGACAUAAUAGUAACUUGAAUGUGUAUGACAUUAAUAAAGGUAAAGGAUCAGCAGAGAAACAGCAGCUAGAGUAUAAGAACAGAGUUGAAACUUUUCCUGAAGGUUAUUUGAAAGGAAACUUUUCCCUCCAACUCAACAACCUGCGAGACACUGAUGCAGGAACGUACUCCUGUUAUAUCAAUAAAGAGCAAAGCAUUCAGAAAGUCAAGCUUCAACUCAAAGUAGAUGGAAUUAGACCAAACAAUUCCACUGAUCUAUCAACAGAGAAACCAGACAUGCUUAACAAAGGAGCACAAACAGGACCUGAGAAGAUUGUAACCACCUCUUUGCUUGCUAUUUCUAUUCUACUCUUUGUCUAAGCAAUGUCAAACUGUGUGUAGUAUUCAUACCAUUUCAAGUUCAAUGUGUUCGUAUUAAUAAGACCACAUGUAUUUAUUCAAGUUAAUCUAAAAAAAACUAAUUUGAUUUUGGGUGAACUAUCACUUUAACUUUUGUCCAUGAAAGACCACCCUCAGCAAAUACAAUUAUGCACUUAAAAACAUAUUAGCACUUCUCUUGCGAUGCACUGAUGCUUAUCUAUGUUAUAAUUGGCAACCAAAGGUCAUGCCAUUAAAGGGUUAUGCCAUUUAAAAGCAGCUGCAUACAGAGCAUGAUCAAAAGAUUUGUAAAAUAUUCUUUCACAGAUGAAGAAAACAAAAUGCUACCACUGUAUGUUCUGUAUUUAUAUAUGUCACUACAGAAAGUUGUAAUGUUUACAUGGUGAUUAUGUUGUCUUUUUAUCUAUGCACUUUUUUUUUAAAUGUGCCUUUUCUAUUUUUCUUUUUAGCCUACUCAAGAAUUAACCGACAUAAGUUUUUUAUUUGAAUAAGCAGUAUUUUAUUACAAUUUGCCUGUUACAUUUUAUUAGGUCAUUUCAAGUUUUUAAAAACUGUUAUUAAAGGCCUAAAAUUUUUAAAAGUAAUGCUGUGCGAUAUUGUAUUGUUUUAUAUGUGACAGUUUGUAACCAAAUACAUUAUUUGUAUAUUUAGUUAAUAUGUUUGACUCCUGGAAUAUUUGAAAUUGGUUUAAUCUUCAAAGCGUUUGUUUCAGUUUGUCUGGGGGAUAAAGGUAAAACAAAACAUACACAUUAAAGUGAAAGAGCAUAACUAUA
Triplophysa dalaica is the source of this 1457-nucleotide messenger RNA. RefSeq names its product CD276 antigen homolog. Bases 157 to 666 code for a protein of 169 amino acids. The transcript has 5 exons. Gene Ontology annotation, cellular component: external side of plasma membrane. The record is from RefSeq and is a predicted model, not a curated record. NCBI's taxonomy places the organism in Eukaryota, Metazoa, Chordata, Actinopteri, Cypriniformes, Nemacheilidae. Gene Ontology annotation, biological process: positive regulation of T cell proliferation; cellular response to lipopolysaccharide; cell surface receptor signaling pathway.